AUGGGCUAUCAGAACAUCUACUGGCAUCAUUCUGUACAGUCCUUCUUGAGAGUCAUCCAGGCAUUAGAGACAUUUGCUGACACAGUAAUCCUGACCACGGAAAGAUACACCGCCGUUCGGCCAGGGGUGGCAUUGCAGGCAGCUGACAUCAGUCCAGAGGAGUUGGACAAGGGACAAGGAUUUGCCUUCUUUCUGAGUGGUGACGAUUCUAACAGCUUGAAGGAGGGCAAUAUUAGAAGCUUCACUACCGAAGAUGGACGUGAUUUUGUGCAAACUGCUGACAUCUCCAUCUCUAUUCCUCCUAACCUCUCCAACAUGAUACAGAUUGACAACACAUCAGACGUCCGUCUGAGUUACACCCUGUACAACAACAACAGCCUGUUUGUCCAGACUUCUCGGGGUGCAGUGAGACCGUCCCAGGGUGCAGUGGGAACUCGCAUCAUCGGUGGCAGAAUUGCAGAAAGGCGGGUAAAGAACCUGCCACUACCUGUUAUCAUCACCUUUGCCCCCUUACAGCAUUUACAUCCUGAAGACGUGAGGGAAGUGAGAUGCGUGUUUUGGGACUUUGAGGCCGAGGCAGGACAGGGGGCAUGGUCAACUGAUGGGUGUAUGAUCACGAACCAAGAACAGGUCAACGGGCGGUACAGAUGUGCCUGUAACCACCUUACCAACUUCGCUGUGAUCUUUGAUGUGUUUGGUGUGGGUUUUGGAGAGCACAAGAGGCCGCUAGAGGUCAUAACUAUUGUGGGCUGUGUCGUGUCCAUCGUUUGCCUGGUCCUCACUUUAGCCUCUUUCGUCGUCACAAGGAAAUACAAACGCCAUGCCAGAGCAGGCCAUGCAAAGAACCAGCGUCUAGUCCUUAUGAACCUCUGUGUGGCUCUGUUGGCCAUUCUCGUUAUCUUCCUCGUUGGCAUCAACCAGACGGCUUCUCCCAUUGGCUGCACCGUGGUGGCGGCAUUGCUACACUACUUCCUAUUGGCUGCCUUGGUGUGGAUGGCAGUAGAGGCCGUUAACAUAUACCGCGCCGUUGUGCUUGUAUUUGACCAUCAUGUCUCUGAGACCUUCAUCGUCAAGGCAGCAGCUGUAGCAUGGGGUUUGCCACUUGUUGCAACAGUGUCGACUGCAGGGCCAUCAAGUCUCUACCAAUACAAGAUGAAGAAUGUCUGCUGGCUGGCACAGACACCUCUGAUCUUUGCCUUCUUACUCCCAGCGGGUCUCAUCCUACUGUUCAAUUUGCUGGUCUUCGUCAUUGUCAUGUGUAAACUGGCCCGCGACGAGAAGAAACUUAAACAAUUGAGAGGUGCUAAGGUCACAGAGGCAGACCGUAAUCGGAUAAUCCGCCAGAUCCGUCGAGCCUUCAGUAUCAUGGCUCUGUUUGGUCUCACAUGGGUGUUCGGCUUCUUCGUCAUCAACGACGCCCGGGCUGUGUUCGCCUACCUGUUCUGCAUCUUCAACACCCUCCAAGGCCUCUUCAUCUUCAUCUUUCACUGUGUGAUGAGAGAUGAUAUGAAGAAGUGGUGGAAAAAGUGGUGGCAGAAUCUUAUCUGCACUAGAAAGAAAAAGCAGGGUCUUUAUAAUGUCAACGGCAGUACGACUUUUUCUUCAGCUCCGCAAACCUCGCAGACAAUGCUUGUUAGGUUAAGCACAUUGCAAUCUAACAGCAAGCCCGAUCAUGAGCCUCUGCAGUAACAAGCAUAGUUCAUCAGGUUGUCUCGAGGUGGGAAAAGAGAGCCGGCUAUAGAAAAAAAUACGGGAAACAUGGAGAGAAAACAAGAUUUGAUAUACUAGAACAAAUAAACGAAAACACAUACCACAAAUAAACACAACCUUUAUGAAAGGGAAAAAUGAAUACAAUUUGUAACGGAAUUAAAUGAAUACUAAUCUCCAAGCUGGUCUAUCGAGGAGGUAGGCAACUUUUACUUUUUUGACUUAGAUUCUGUUUCGGAAAGAAAGUUGAGCCUUCGGACUCAAUCUGAAAAGUUGUUUUGUUUUACUACCACAACAAAAAUGUUCUAUUGUGGAUAAAGACAAAGGGCUAAACGGUACUAGUAUCCAAUGGGUUCCCUUUGCCCCCGCUAGAUCUGCCUGGAGAUCAAAUGCAUUAUCGUGCGACAAACAUAAGUUUACAUAGACAGAGACAAAGCUCUAACAAUUACAUACUGUAGUAAUAAAACAAUCAAUUGAUCGGAAACAGCUAACAUUAGUUUACAUACACAGAGACAAAGCUCUCACAAUUACAUAGUAAUAAUCAAUCGAUCGGAAAUAGCUAUCUAACAUCUAGGAAAACUCAAGAACAGUAUAAGGAACUUUCAUUGAUACACAAGACAUGCUCAGCAUUGGAAAAGGAAACGGUAACCACGAAAUCAUUUAAUUCAGAGAAUCCUUUGAUAAUUGCAACACCCGCUUGCUUGUGGUGUUGACUGUAAUUGUAAACACUUGUUUUGACCCCCCCCCCCAAAAAAACAUGUUAUGUUAUAUUAUGUUAUGU
Branchiostoma floridae (Florida lancelet) is the source of this 2488-nucleotide messenger RNA. RefSeq names its product adhesion G protein-coupled receptor L3-like. The record is from RefSeq and is a predicted model, not a curated record. Lineage: Eukaryota; Metazoa; Chordata; Leptocardii; Amphioxiformes; Branchiostomatidae. Bases 1 to 1689 code for a protein of 562 amino acids. Gene Ontology annotation, biological process: G protein-coupled receptor signaling pathway; cell surface receptor signaling pathway. The transcript is spliced from 10 exons. Gene Ontology annotation, cellular component: membrane. Gene Ontology annotation, molecular function: G protein-coupled receptor activity.